AGUCGCCACGCCAGUCGCGCGCCGACCGCGCAGCGCAUCGCACGUCCGUGAUGACACAGUGAGUGAAAGUGACAAUGGUGACUGGUGUUGGGCAGCCGGCCGUGCCGGAGAAAAAGGCCGAGAAUCGUAGGAGCAAUAAGCCGAUAAUGGAGAAGAGGAGACGGGCGCGUAUCAAUAAUUGUCUCAACGAACUGAAGGCGCUCAUAUUGGAUGCAAUGAAAAAAGAUCCAGCCAGACACUCGAAGCUCGAAAAGGCCGACAUCCUCGAGAUGACCGUGAAACACCUGGAAGGUCUUCGCACCGAGGCAUCCCCGGACCGGUUCCGCGCCGGUUACCGGCACUGUCUGUCCGAAGUCGCCAGGUUUCCAGGCCUGGAGGCUGGACUUAGGAAGCGGCUGGUGAAGCAUUUGGAGGGGAACGUGGUGGGGAGGCCGCCUGGUGCGCCGACGCCGCCGUCUGAUGCGGAGGACGCUGCUGUUCCGCAUUCUACUAUUUUAAUAUCGGCAGGCCCCGGCUCCGGAGUGCGUCUCGUCCCAACGCGUCUCUCCAACGGCGACAUAGCCCUGGUCCUACCAGCGGGCGUCAGCGCCAACGCUCUAGGAGCAGUUCCAACCCUAGUGCCCCUCUCACCUCGAGCUUCAUCCGCUUCUUCAGAACCCAGGUGCUUCUCACCAGCUAGCUCUGGCUGGGGCUCGCCUCCACCUGCAGAUGAUCCAGCGCCUUUAGCUUUAGUUACUAGGAAAGCUGCGGAGGAUAAACCGUGGAGACCGUGGUGACGGUUUUUAGUAACAAUCCUUUUUUGAGAAUUCCGAAGGAAUGUGGGUUCCAAGUAUUUCUGGUCGCUGAUUGUUAUGUGAUAUCUGAGUAUAAUAACAAUAUAUGUAUAAAAUAUAAUAUUUUAAGUUUUCAUAUUAAGUGAAGUAAACGGUUAGAUCCAUUUAUUUCAAUAUUUUUACCUUAUUCGACGUUUCAGCUGGCUUGCAUCAUCUGUGGUCACGGAGGGUGCAUCGGAUAAGGUAAAAAUAGUGAAAUAAUAUCGCGUUACAUCCAUUUAAAUCACUACAUAUCUGAAAAAUAUUGGAGACCUCCUAUUAUUGAAAACCUUUUUUCUCCGCCUUUGCAAGAACACGCUGGAGGUAAGACAGACAAGUCCACGUUGAUAGUGGAGUGCUCUGAGGUUUUGGUUUUGAGGUUUUUGAGGUGUUUCAGUCCACUGUAUUUAUGUGGGCAGACGGACAGUAUUCACAAUAUUUGGUGGCAUUUCCAUCCUGAAUUCUCAAAAAGAACAUACGCAUAAUACUUAUACUGGAAACUGUGAUAUACUUUUAAGUCUGUGAAUGGCGAGAAUGAAGUUCCUAGAUUAAUUAAAGCGUGUGUGUGUUAUUUAGAUACAUAUGUUUGUAAAUAUUGAACAUGUAAAUUUUCCUCAAGUUACUUGCAUGGCCAGUACAAGAAUGUGUGCGAUAUUUUAAGGUGUAUUUCAACUUCAUUUGGAGACCGAUUCUGAUUUACCAACUUGUUAUGGCUUUAAUAAUCAUAACAAUGCUCGUAUACGACUUUAGUUUUUGUGUCUUUUCCAUAUAAACACUAAACGAUUUUUUUAAAACCGCACUCGUUAUAGAAAGUAUGCCAAAAAAUCACAAAUAAUUCAUGGUAUAACCACCUGCGAGGAUAUUUCGGUAUUAUUUGCUGUUCUUGAAUUCUAUAUUGACUUUUUUUCUUGCCCAAACAUUGUUUUUGAAAAAAAAAACAUAAUCCAAAAAAGCCAAAGGUGGCGGCAUCAUUUUGAGCGAUGGGACACAACCUUUAGCCGAUACCCGGUAAAAUGGCGCCACUUUUUGAUAUUUAACAAAAACACAUACCAGUGAAAAAAUAAGUAUCAAAGUCAAAUGGCGUUCUAAAAGUUUUAAUCAUGUGUUGAAAGAUGGAUCUAAAUUUACUGUGGCUACCAAAUUUUCUUUGACAAUCUAACUAUAUUUCAAAUUCUCUUUCGCGAAAUGAAGUGAAAGUCGUGCCAACCACCAAGACGAUCGUCAGGGUCGUAUUAAAACAUUUCAUCACAACAAAUUGUUGACUUAGAAUCGGCCUCUCGGCCUUUAUUUUAAUUUUAACGCUGUAUUGAUUUAGUCUUCCUUAAGUUAAAUAUAGAUACUUAGUUAUGGUUUGUAAAUUUGUGAAAGACAUCUGAGGCAGUAUUUUGUAUGAUUAUGUGAAAGAACGGUAUGUUCGAUAUAUGUUAACACAGUGAAUAAUCCUAAAUAAACAUUAUAUUAUGUUAUUAUUUAUGUAGAUCGCGCCAUUAUUUAGACAUUUCUGGACGAGGAUUUUGAUAUUUGUAGGCCUUGACUAAAUAAUUUUUUCUAUCGAUAUCGAAACGUUAUUGUCUCUCUACCACUCUUCCAUAUUAGUGCGAUAGAGACAGCGUUUCGUUUCGUGUCUCUGCGAACGAUUGUUAUCUUUGCUAGGCCUCGGUAUUCUUAUGAAAUUAAAAUUACGUAUCUUUUUUCUCACAAUAUGCAAAUAAAUUAUUUAAUUACUCAAAUCGGACCACGUGUGUCGGAGUAAUCGGUGAACGUACAUAAAAAAAUUAGCCACAACUGAAUACAGAACCUCCUCCUAUGAAAUUGAAAUCUGUUAAAAAGAUAAAUUAGCCGGGAGGUCUAUAAAUAUCUCAAUUAUGCGCCUAAAAUGCAUUGUCUGUCUUCAUUAUGAGUCAUAACUAACUAAGCCGCCGCCAUACAAUUCAAGGUACGCUCUCAUUGACUGUUGUUACUCUUAAACCUCUCGUCGGCUCGGCUUUGCUAACACCAAUAAUCUUAUCGCUAGCGACAAACACUUAAAUAAGAUAUUUAACGACUUAAUUAAUUAGGUAACUGUCCAUUUAAAUAAUUCUGUGUGCCUUACAGCAAAAUCGAAUAGUCUUCCAGUAUUUAGAUCUAAGUGAGAUUAUUAUAAUAAUUUAUGUUUAUCUAAAGUGCUUGAGAAAAGACGUGUCGUUGGCGCUUCAGUUAAAUAAAAAUAGCAAAAAAAUAUAGAAAUGGCUAAUUUGUUUCGUAUUUCACAAAUAACCUAAUGUCUUUGGUUUAUUACUUACUUCACUGGCUCAGUGACCCAAACAGGAUCUUGGCCUCUGACACAAGAGAGCGCCACUCUGCCCUAUCCUGCGCCACUUCGCGCCAGUUGGGUAUUCCGAGGGCGAACAGGUAUUUUAGGACUUCGUCAUUCCAGCGGUAUCUGCGACGCCCAGACGGACGUUUUAUUAAAAUAUAAAUAAAUACUAGACAUUUUAACUAAAGUACCAUACAUUUAUUUCUUUAAAUGCUUUGCAAAUUCUAUUAAUCUCUAUUUCAGUAAAAACUAUGCCAGAUGACUUUUCUUUUCGAGCACUUUUUAUCACUUAAAUCACUUAGUUCUUUUUAAGUUAAUUUAAACAACCCACUAAUUUAAUAAAUGCUCAAUUAUUUAGUUGUUACCGAAACACAGUCGAAUAGUGUCUUCCUUUAUAAGUUACCUAAAGCAGAAGCCAGCAAACAGAAAAAUGUUUUAAGUGAAAAUUUAUAUCUAAAAUAAAUAUAGAGUUGUAAACCGUGUCUUUCAGGAUAUUCCCAGCGGUAAGUACCACAAAGUAUUCAAUAACCCACAAUUCUAUAGACCCGUUUUGAAAUCCAAUAACGGCCGUCAAUUAAAUACUGGAAUUCCAGAAUUAAUAACAGUAAUGAAAUUGACCAUAUAAAAGUAUUUUUUUCUUUGUGUAUUAUAUUUUUUGUUUAUUGUAAUUUGCUUUACACAGAAUACACAAAAUCUAUUUUUAAUAAUUAGUUUCAUAUAAAUACAUAAGUUUAAGUUUUUUUAUACGUAAAUAAAAAUUGAAUACCGGUAUUCCGAUAUUUAGAUGUUGAUCGUUUUCAAUUCCGGCAAUGCAAUAUUGUAUAAAUCACGCCGAUUCCGGUAUUCGGGGUUCCGGAAUUCCGGUAUUCAAACCCCAACACCAAAUUGUUGGGCCUGGUAACAGCUGCGAUUAUGCUCAUCUUCUACCCUCUGCUUUAUUUUAUAAAUUUUAAUUCUGGUAACAGAUAAAAGUAAUCUCAAAUGUUACCAGUGAUAAUAAAUGAUAUGAUGGUAAUACCGCGGGAAUAAACUUCUCUUUUGCACUGAUGAUCACUUUACACUGACUUCAGCGUAUUCACGUCAAGAUUUUUGUGUUAUAUACAUAGAUAUAUUAUAUAGUAAAGAUGGUUUAUCAUUCAUAUUUUAUUUACUUACUAUAUUUUACAUACUUACAUGCGUUUUUCAGCUGAAAACCUUAGUAUAUCAGUUGUAGAUUUAAGUUAAGAAAAUAUUUUAAUUUCUUCAUGAUGAUAAAACAGAAGGGAUUGCUGAAGUAACUUUUAUUUUAAAAUAUAUAUCUACCAAUCUAUGUGCGUACUGUGUCGUUGGAAUGUUUCCAAUUGCAAAAUUUCCUCAUGGUAAAAAUUCGGAAACUUCUGAAAUUUUUGUAUGGGAAUCUUCUCCAUUACAAAAUGAAGGUUUCCUUUGUUUUCUGUGAAAUUCCCGAGAACUUUUCCAACUUUUUGGUAACUUUCCGCAACUAACACAUUUCGAUAUGUUUGUUAUUGUGUGCAAACAUUUUUUAACCUUUUUCAGACAUAGGAAGAUCUAUCAACCAUGUGCGCUAAUCAAAUUUCAACUCUAGUAUUCCGGUUUAAGAUUAAAAUUAGCAAUAGAAUCUGGUUUGAUUGACUACAAUAUAUUUGGUUUUUUUUUUUAAAUUGGUGCGGCCGGAAAAGGGUUGAAAUGUGACCUUAUUUAACCUUUUGAACGCCAGACGACGAAGGAACAUGCCGUGCCCCGGACGCAGGCGAUCACGAUUAUUUAAGCGAAAUUGAACUUUACGGGGUCCCGCGUUAGUCCCUAUUGCAUUGGCGAAACUGUCGGCUGUAGCCGUCGUUGGCGUCCUUGGCAAGUCUUUCAGAUGUCGGCCACAGCCGACGGUGGCGGUCAAAAGGUUAAAAUAUUAAGAAAUUUUAGUGUGUCUACAACAACAGAUUACCUUUUUUUUUGUUUUCGAAUAAAGUAUAUUAGAGUAUAUAUCGUGAUAUUAAAUACUAAGAUGCCUCUAAUGUUGUAUAAGGUACCUAAAAGUGUACAGUUUCUAAAACUAAGAGCUAAAUGUACCUAAAAGAAUAUGCCAUUUAAGUAAAAUAGAAAUACAUUUAUGAUAACAAUAUUAAA
This is a messenger RNA of Cydia pomonella (codling moth), 5232 nucleotides long. It is a transcript of the gene hry, whose product is annotated as protein hairy. Gene Ontology annotation, molecular function: RNA polymerase II cis-regulatory region sequence-specific DNA binding; protein dimerization activity; DNA-binding transcription factor activity, RNA polymerase II-specific. Lineage: Eukaryota; Metazoa; Arthropoda; Insecta; Lepidoptera; Tortricidae. The transcript has 4 exons. Gene Ontology annotation, biological process: anterior/posterior pattern specification; regulation of neurogenesis; regulation of transcription by RNA polymerase II. Gene Ontology annotation, cellular component: nucleus. The record is from RefSeq and is a predicted model, not a curated record. Bases 75 to 776 code for a protein of 233 amino acids.